AACAGUGUUGUAUUAAUGUGAUGUAAUGUGAUGUCAUGGUCUAAUGCUGCAGCUGAGAAGGUGAUGUCACUGGGUCGCAACUGGCACAGGCCUUGUCUUCGCUGUGUGAGGUGCAAGAAAACACUGACCCCUGGUGGCCAUGCAGAGCAUGAGGGCAGUCCAUACUGCCAUGUGCCCUGCUACGGGUACCUGUUUGGACCAAAAGGUGUGAACAUUGGAAAGGUGGGCUGUUACAUUUACGAGAAAGAAAAUGCAGAGAAUGAAAUGCCAAGCGAACAUUAAGUCACGAAGAAAAGCUCUUUUUUUUAAUUAUUUGUUUCAGAAAUAUUUUUUACAUAUUAAAAACAAAUUGUAAGUUGUAAAGAUUUAUUUUCACAUAGAUAUAUGCAAAUGUCGUUGCAUGUAGUCUGAUCAUCAGAAAUGGCCACUGGCAUCUAAUAAAAAAGUAAUACAAAAGUCACUUAAACAUGCACACAUACAUAGGCUCUUUCUCUCUCAUUUUACUGUUUUUCACAAACAAACUCACAAUUUCCAUUUAUUCAUUCACGCCUCCAUUCUUAGAAAAUAUCUGUAAUUAUUACAUGGCACUGGAGAAAGUUGUAAAUCCUUGUGUAACUAAUAAAACAUAUUUUAAAAGAA
Messenger RNA from Sinocyclocheilus anshuiensis, 639 nucleotides. Its product is annotated as cysteine-rich protein 2-like. The transcript is spliced from 2 exons. The coding region runs from base 31 to 282 and encodes 83 amino acids. NCBI's taxonomy places the organism in Eukaryota, Metazoa, Chordata, Actinopteri, Cypriniformes, Cyprinidae. The record is from RefSeq and is a predicted model, not a curated record.